Molecule: messenger RNA, 1127 nt
Organism: Pieris rapae (cabbage white)
Lineage: Eukaryota; Metazoa; Arthropoda; Insecta; Lepidoptera; Pieridae
Exons: 6
Coding region: 192-1028 (278 amino acids)
Source: RefSeq, a predicted model, not a curated record
UUUUUGAAAUUUAGAUGCUUUCUAAAUAUUAUGUGAUAAUACAAUAAUGAUGUACUAUUACAAAUAUAUUUUUCUUCAAUCAUGUGUGUUAUUAAAUAUCUAUUUUAAUGGAUUCUAUAGGUUUUAGAAUCACAUGUAGUGUUCGCUUUUACACUUUUAGAGUAUCAAACACAUUACCUUAAUAUUAUAAGAUGAAGCAAACAUCGCAGUUUGGUACGAUGAUCUCGUCUAGAAAUGUACAUCCUUAUCAAACAACGGUAGUUCCUCGCAGUGAACAACAGUUUGCGACAGCAUCGCGAAUAAGAGCAAAAUUUCCAUGGGCAGAAGAUGUAAACACGCCAGCUAUAGGUCCAACUACUGAUCGAUCCACACCUGAACACCUCUACCAUGUACCUCAAUAUAAAGAGACUGGGCUCAGUUCACCAGUUUAUCAUACCCCAUAUGGUACUACCAUGUGGAGUAACGUAAGGAGAGGGGAUAUGAUGAUGGCAACAAAUACCUACACAUUUCCCACAUGCGCCUCUUCAUUAUCUCUACACCCACCAGAGCUAAAUCAAGUAAUAGAACAGAUACCUUCAUUGCCAUCAGCCAGCCCAGAAGUGCCAAUUAUUGGAGCAUGCGGUGGACAUUGCCCUGGAUUUGAAUAUGUUUGCUAUUAUAUUUUACAGGUUAUCUUUGUAGUGGGUAUUCUGACUGGAAUUUCACUGUGUAUUGCUGGUAUAGUCUUAAGAAGAACAAAUCGUAAUGGAGACCUAGGAGUUUUAGUAUAUAUUGGUUGUCUAUCAUCUUGUGUCUGUGGAGUGUUACUUGGAGUGCAAUGUUGUGUUCGAAGAGAGAUAAGACAGCGGAAACUAAGGACUAACAUGCACAUUCCAAUGCAUUCAAUUCAGGAAGUACCUGCACCGGCUUUCCCCUUAAUGCCGUCCACAAUACCUCGUAGCCAAAUUUAUAGACCUACUACUUCAUCAAUAUCCCAAGAGGAUGAAAUUUUAGGAGUUCCUUGGUGGCGUCGCACAAACGGAGACUGAUUAGUUGUAUUUUUAUAUUAUUUAUCACUAUGGCAUGUGUAACUGUACUUUUUCUAAGUAUUUACUUUAAUAAAAAUAAAUUUGGAGUACGUGAUUUUA